Messenger RNA from Octodon degus (degu), 284 nucleotides. Its product is annotated as interferon alpha-inducible protein 27-like protein 2A. The record is from RefSeq and is a predicted model, not a curated record. NCBI's taxonomy places the organism in Eukaryota, Metazoa, Chordata, Mammalia, Rodentia, Octodontidae. The transcript has a single exon. The annotation marks the transcript as partial. Gene Ontology annotation, cellular component: membrane; mitochondrion. Gene Ontology annotation, biological process: apoptotic signaling pathway.
AGACUGCAACCACCACCCGGCAGGGCUGCAUCCUAGAGCUGCGCGCCUGAGCCUUCGCCAUGACUACCCUGCUGGGAGCCGCCAUUGGAGGAGCUCUGGCAGUGUGCGCUGUGCCUUUCGCGCUGACCACUGCGGGCUUCACCGCGACCGGGAUCGCAGUUUCCUCCGUGGCCGCGAAAAUGAUGUCGGCCGCAGCCAUUGCCAACGGGGGUGGGGUUGCGGCGGGAGGCCUGGUGGCCACCCUGCAGUCCAUUGGGGCAGCUGGACUCUCCACAUCAUCCAAC